This is a messenger RNA of Ipomoea nil (Japanese morning glory), 706 nucleotides long. RefSeq names its product nucleoporin GLE1-like. Lineage: Eukaryota; Viridiplantae; Streptophyta; Magnoliopsida; Solanales; Convolvulaceae. The record is from RefSeq and is a predicted model, not a curated record. Bases 135 to 509 code for a protein of 124 amino acids. The transcript is spliced from 2 exons.
CUAACAAAUAACAAUCCUUAACCCUCUAUAUUUAAGCAUACAAAUCCCUUCAGAUUUUCAGUUCACACUUCUCUCACAGUCUCACUUCGUCUGCCUUUCUCCUCUGUAAACGCCGACAGCCCGCAGCAAGAGCAAUGCCCAGGUCGGAGGCAGAGCACGAAAGAGUAUUAAAGCUGAAUGAGGAGAGCAGUGAGAGCAACAAGGCCGAACAAGAGAGGAUGCAAGAAACGGUGCGCGAGAUGGGGUUUAAAAUGGAUAGAUUGGACGAGUUGCUGACAAGCCGGGGGAAGGAGCUCAAAAAAUGUGUGGACCAACUCAAACUAGGAGAUAAGCAGGUAGGAGAAAGAGAGCAACAACAAAAGCAGCAGCUUGAACAACACCAAAACUUCCAAAAUCGCCUGCUUCAACAAUAUCAAGACUACCAAGACUUUCAAAACAUGAUUCAAAAACUACAACAAAAGCGCCUGCGUCAACACCAACAAAACUUACAAAAGCACCGGCCUGCUUGAUAAACCCAAAGGUAGGUAGCUGUCUUGAAUGAAAGAAACAGGCAAGGUGGAAAAUGUGAAGCACUAUAUACUUGAUGAAGUAGCUUUGUCAUCCGAUCCUUACCUAGUAUAUCUUCCUCUUUUUAGUGUCAUCUACUAUUUUAGGCACCUUUACAGAUUAGACAUAUAUUCGCCUUUAUACAGGGUAUUAUCCUUUA